Messenger RNA from Labeo rohita (rohu), 2840 nucleotides. RefSeq names its product vasodilator stimulated phosphoprotein a (gene vaspa). The record is from RefSeq and is a predicted model, not a curated record. Gene Ontology annotation, biological process: positive regulation of actin filament polymerization; axon guidance; actin cytoskeleton organization. The coding region runs from base 192 to 1430 and encodes 412 amino acids. Gene Ontology annotation, molecular function: SH3 domain binding; profilin binding. The transcript is spliced from 14 exons. Lineage: Eukaryota; Metazoa; Chordata; Actinopteri; Cypriniformes; Cyprinidae.
UUUAUUAUUAAGCUGAUAUUGUCAGGUGUGAGCGCGCGCGUGUUCGUGCGAACGCGCAGAAGUUGAGCAGCAGGACUGAAGCUCUGGAGAUGCUCCUCAGCCUCGCUGCUGAAACCGUUUGAUGUUCAGCGGAUGUUCAGUUUCUCUCGUAUCUUCAUCAGCAGCGCGGGUGAGAUCGAUCUCCAUCAGUAAUGGGCGAGCAGAGCAUCUGUCAGGCGCGGGCCACCGUCAUGAUGUAUGAUGACGGCAGUAAGCGCUGGUUACCGGCCGGUUCUGGCGCUCAGGCCGUCAGCAGGGUUCACAUCUUCCAGAACCCCAGUAACAACAGCUUCAGGGUGGUGGGACGCAAACAACAGGCCGAUCAGCAGGUGGUCAUCAACUGUCCUCUGGUCCGCGGGAUCAAAUAUAACCAGGCGACGCCUACGUUCCACCAGUGGCGGGAUGCGCGGCAGGUCUGGGGUCUGAACUUUGGCAGUAAAGAGGACGCGGCUCAAUUCGCCAACGGCAUGAUGCACGCGCUCGACAUGCUCAGCGGAGAUGCUGGCGCGUGUCCUCCUCCUCCUCGACCGCCUCAGAACGGCCCGAGUGCUGAGGAGAUCGAACAGAAAAGGAGGCAGGAGCAGCAGGAGAGGGAGCGUCAGGAGAGAGAGAGACAGGAGAGAGAGAGACAGGCGUCUGCCGCUCCGGCUCCGCCUCCUGGUCCUCCUCCCGCUCCCGGUCCCGCCUCUGCACCUCCUCCUCCUCCCGGACCUCCACCCGCUCCAGGACCCCCGCCUCCCCCCCCACCACCACCUCCGUCAGGAGGAGGCCCGCCAGCUCCCCCUCCUCCGCCUUCAGGAGGAGGAGGAGGAGGAGGAGGAGGAGGAGGAGGUGGUGAUGGAGGUCUGGCUGCGGCACUCGCUGGAGCUAAACUACGCAAAGUAGCCAAGGAGGACAGUGGAUCAGCAGCUCCUGCAGCUCCUGCCAGCUCAGGAGGAGGUGGUGGCGGCGGCGGCGGCGGUGGCGGUGGUGGUGGUGGAGGAGGAGGAGGUGGAGGAGGAGGUGGAGGAGGAGGACUGAUGGGAGAAAUGAGUGCAAUUCUAGCUCGACGAAGAAAAGUUGCUGACACUCCAGCGGUCAAGAAGGAAGAAACAAGCAAUGCUGAUUCUGUAGCUGCAGACAAACCAGAGGUGGUGAAGAAGCCCUGGGAGAAACCGUCGUCUGUGUCACGGGUGAAUUCAGCAACUAAGAGUCAGGACAAGAGCCCGGUGUCUCCUGCGACCGCGGCUCCGUUGAGCAGGACGAGGCCCGGCAGCAGCACAGGCGACUCCACAGACAUGGAGAAAUUCAAACAGGACAUCCUGGAAGAGAUGCGCAAGGAGCUGCAGAAAGUGAAGGAUGAGAUCAUCAGCGCUCUGAUUGAGGAGGUGCAGAAGAUCAGUACCGGAUAGCUGCGGAUCAGGGAGAUCUGCGCAAACGUCUGCGCAGAAGCACAAACACAAGAUGCUUCCUUCUCACGUGCACACGCUUCAAGAUGCAAGAAACUCACUCGCUUUUACCCCUGUAGUUUUACACCCAAUGCCUUUUUUGUGAAUAUUAGUGAAAAUUAAUGAAUGUCAAUCUUUCUGCUCUGCUGCUGUGUAGAGCAUUUAGUCUGUUGCAUUUGUGCUUUAAUUUCAUGUUUACAUGUAGCGCUCUUACAUGUACCACCUGCAUCUAGAAACGGUGUCACUAGUUAGUUGUUUACAUCUGUAAUGAUCAGAAUACGUGGGAUUCUGUGUAAUUGCAGGUUAUUUAUCAUGCACUGUUAUAUAAACCAUGUUUGACAGGCAGGGGUUUUCAAACUGGGUUCCGCGACCCGCGAGGGAGUGUUAGUGGGUCAGUGGAAAUAUUAAAAUACGUAAAUAUAAAAAAUAAGGUUAAACUGUGAUUAAAGCAAAUGUGAUUAAAAUACAUUUAUUUUUAAAAAAAAUUGAAUAAAAUGAAAAUUUGAUUAAAAAUUGAUUUAAAAAUGAAUAAUUCAGAUAAAAUGAAAAUAUGAUUAAGCUAAAUUAAUAUAAAACAUUUAAAAUUAAAAUAAAAAUCUUAAAAAAUAUUUAUUAAAAAAAUUACAAUUGUAAUAAAAUAAAAACAUUAAAAUUUAAAAAUAAAUAAUUUGAAUAAAAAAUGAGUAAUAUAAACAGUUUUAAAAUUAAAUAAUUUGAAUAAAAUAAAAAAGAACAUUAAAAUAAAUUGGUUUUAAAAAGAUUUAGAUAAAAUUUAAAAUAAAUUGGUUUACAAAUGAAUAAUAUGAAUAAAUGAAAGUAAAAUAAAUCUAACUGUACAGUUUUCUACUUAGUAAAAAAUUGUUUUAAAUUUAAAACGUUGAUAAAAAUAACAAAAAUAAUAUUUUCCAUAUUUAUAAUAGUUUUUCACAAUAUACAUUUAUUUUUUUAUGCAUGAAAUUACAUUAAUAUAAAUGUUAGAACGGGCCCCUUGCACCAGAAUGAUCGUAUUUGGGGGCCCGUGGCUCCUGAAAGAUUGAAAACCCCUGAGUUUGUUGAAUCAUGUCAGAUAAUGUGAUUGAAAAUGAUCAGAUGUGAGCCUCAGGGAUGUGUAUGAGGAAUAUCAGCUGUUUCAAGCGAAAUCUGUAUUAAUAUGUGUUAUUUUGUAUGUCAGUGACAGAAAAGUACUGUAGUAUUACCAUGGUACCACCAAAGUACUUUGUAUGAGUUGAGAGAGUGUGUGUAUGUUGAGUAGUUGUCGGUAAGUUUGUAAGGCAUGUCGUUGUUUUACAGUAAGAUCCGCUAUGCAGCGCUUGAAAGUGCAAAUAAAGCCGUUCGGCCUGUUUGAAGGCGCUCGAGCCUCGGGCCGAUCCCGGA